GGGUGGGCCAUGGAGGGUCCAAGGCCCUUUGCGCGGGAAUGGUGCGCCCAAUCACUUCCCCUGAUGCGAGGAGGCAUUUUGAGGCUGUGGCUUCUACUGCUGGAUUUCGGUUUGAACGCGACACUUCCUCACGAAGAGGAUGUACACUUUAUCAAUGAGUACGUGAACCUCCACAAUGAGCUCCGGGGCAACGUCCUCCCCCGAGGGUCUAACUUGCGCUUCAUGACUUGGGAUACAGCUUUGUCACGGACUGCUAGAGCAUGGGGGAAAAAAUGUAUCCUUGACCAUAAUAAUCAUUUAGAAGAACUAAACAUGGCCCAUCCUGUAUUUAAUGGUAUUGGUGAAAAUAUAUGGGUCGGACCUGAAAAUGAAUUCACUGCAAGUAUUGCUAUCAGAAGUUGGUAUGAAGAGAGGAAAAGGUACAAUUUUGAAAAUGACAGUUGCUCUAGUGACUGUUCUAAUUAUAAACAGCUUGUUUGGGACACAUCUUACAAAGUUGGUUGUGCUGCUACUUCAUGUACAAGAGUUGGACAUAUUAGAUAUGGAGUAAUUUUCAUAUGCAACUAUGCACCAGGAGGAUCUCUGUCGAGAAGGCCUUAUAGACCAGGAAAAAUUUGUGCUCAAUGUAGCAGAGAUGACAGAUGCACAGAUUUUCUAUGCAGUAAUGCAGAACGUGACCAAUCCGUAUAUUACCGAUUUUGGUAUCCCAGAUGGGAAGUUCCCCGGCCAAUUGUGUGUGAUCCACUGUGCUUAUUUAUUUUCUUUCUGAGAAUGUUGUGUUUUUCAAUAUGUAUCGUAGUUGUUUUGAUAAUACAGUCUCGGUUUCCAAAUAUAUUAUUGGAAGAAGAAAUGAUGCUUGCCUCUGAUCUAACUGAGGUAGGGCCAGAACAGUUACAGGAGAAGGAAGAGGAGAUGGAGGAAGAAGACAGGGGAAAGGUGGAGGAAGAAGUGGAGGAAGAGGAAGAAUAUAAAGAAAAGGAGGAGGAAACGGAAGGGGAUGAAAAGGAGGAAGGGGAGGGAGAGGAUGACGAACAGGAAAAGAAAGAGAAGGAGUCAGUGGAGGAUGAAGAUUUACCACCACAAUAAGACAAAAGUGUAAUACAAAAAAUAAAUAAAUAAAUACAAAAAGUAAAACACUGAGCUUUAAUAAAAACGAAUAUGUACAAACCAUUACUGCAAUACCUUUUAUUCUCUUCUUUUUCAUAUAUUUACUCAACAAAUGUAAAUUUGAAAAACACAGAAACAAACUAACAAAAACAUGUAUUUUAUAGUAAGUAUUGUAAGACAAGUUCUCGGACACUGAGAGAAGGUAAAGACCUGAUGACAGAAAUACUAAAAAAGAUUUGACCAGUCUAAUUACUUUUUAAGAUUUUACUGUGUUAUCCUUAUAAAGGAAGGAAUUCCCAUUUUCUAAAUAUGUCUAUCUCUGUGUUUUAAAUAUUUCCUAAAUGGGUUAAUAAGUUUCUCAAGUAUUAAGAUUAUACAUGUUACUGUGCUUAGGAUCAUUCUGACUCAAGAUCACCAUUUAAUAACUUUUGGUUUUGUUAUUUUUAUCAUUACGCUUACAGUUGUUAUUUUUUUAUUUUAUUUAAAAUCGAUUAAUUACUAUUGUAGUUGUUAUUGAUAGUGGUGAUGAUGGUGGUGAUAAUAUUGACCAUGUGAUAUCAAGGCAUUGAAUAUCAUUAUGUAUAUUUGUAUUGUGUGUGUUUGGGAAAUAGUUUAAGUGGUACUGUACAUGUUGUUAGGAGACAAAUUUUUAUUUCUACUUCAUGUUUGCUAUUUCAUUAAAGCCUUGUUGUAAUUCUUUAUUAGGCUAUAUAAUUUAUUGCCACCAAGGACAAAUAAAUGUCAAAAGUUUAAUUAUUUGUGAUUGAGCAAUUUGGCU
Molecule: messenger RNA, 1885 nt
Organism: Mustela lutreola (European mink)
Lineage: Eukaryota; Metazoa; Chordata; Mammalia; Carnivora; Mustelidae
Gene: GLIPR1L2
Product: GLIPR1 like 2
Exons: 6
Coding region: 10-1086 (358 amino acids)
Source: RefSeq, a predicted model, not a curated record